AUGCUGAUGUCCAACACCUCUGCCGACAGUGCGGACAAGCUUCUUCGAUGUCCUUGUAGAAUCUGCAAAAACAAUUACUUUGCUGAUCAGAUAUCUAUAAUGGAGCAUCUCAUGCUGAAUGGAAUAUGGAAAGAAUACAGAGUAUGGGAUCAUCAUGGAGAGAGUGUGUUAGAUUCAGAAGACAGUGACCACAACAUGGAAGAUCAUGAUGACUAUGUUCUGCGUGAGAUGAUUUUUGCCAAAAUUGGAAGACGGCUUAUUGGGAAUAGAUAUUGUGAGAUGGAGAUGAAUGAAUUGAACAAAGCACAAGCCUACGUUCUAAAGAACUGUGAAGAGGCUUCUCCAUAUACAAGAUUUAACACAAGGGACAGAGACGCCCUAUUUCAAGCACAAAACAGUGGAGUAUUUGUCAAGGGCGAUGAAGGAACUGGAAACAAAGAUUACUUUGGUGUCUUGACAGAUAUUGUGGAGCUUUUAUAUGGGACUCAUAAGGUUGUUCUUUUUAAAUGUGAAUGGUGGGAUGUACAUACAACAAGGGGAGUUAAAGAAGAUAAGUAUGGGUUCAUAAUGAUAAAUACUACUCGCAGGCUGUCAACAGAUGAGCCAUAUGUUUUGGCUUCGCAAGCAGAGCAAGUAUAUGAUGUGAAUGAUACUCAAGAUCCAAAAUGGUAUGUCAUGGUAAAGACUAAACCUCAUGAUUAUUUUGACACUCCUCCCACUGAUGAAGCAGAUGCCACUACUAAAUCAAGUAAAUCCAGUCCUGAAGCUUGCCAAGAAAAUGAAGUAAUAACUGUGCCGAAUCCAAAUACAAUAGAAGAUGAUGACACAAGUAUAUUGGACACACCUCAAGUUGAAGCGGAAGCUGAAGGUAUACCUGUGGCUGUGGAAGGUAAUCCGAUACUCCAUUACGAGGGUGACAUUGAGGAUGAAGAUGAGCAACAAGAAUCUGAAAGUGAUGACAGCGAAGGUGGUGAGUACAUGGAUUCAGAUGACGAAGACAGUGAAUCGGAAGAAGAAAUAGAUGACGACUAG
Miscanthus lutarioriparius is the source of this 1032-nucleotide messenger RNA. Lineage: Eukaryota; Viridiplantae; Streptophyta; Magnoliopsida; Poales; Poaceae. The record is from the annotation of a GenBank genome assembly.